This is a messenger RNA of Chlamydomonas reinhardtii, 10321 nucleotides long. RefSeq lists its product as uncharacterized. The annotation marks the transcript as partial. The transcript is spliced from 6 exons. The record is from RefSeq and is a predicted model, not a curated record. Lineage: Eukaryota; Viridiplantae; Chlorophyta; Chlorophyceae; Chlamydomonadales; Chlamydomonadaceae.
AGUCAAGGCGCGAUUGCCUCAGAUGGGCGCUCUAAUGCAGGCGGCAACGGCCAUAAGCAAGCGGGCUCGGUGAACAGCACCACCACCUGCACCUCUUGGAACAGCGCGGGCGCCAGCGGCACUUUCGCUGCAAACGCCACGACCAACUGCACCGUUGACCCGCUGACCACCAACACGACGCUGACCAACAGCACUACCACACAGACAAACAGCACCGCACCGACCAACUCCACGGCCGUGGUGCCGGGCAUGGACGGCGGCGCUAGCGGCAGCACCAAUUCCACUGACGCUGCCAACGCCACUGCUAGCACCACCAACAUCGCCAGCAACAGCACGGGCGCCAGCAACAGCACGGCCAGCAACAGCACGGCCAGCAACAGCACGGGCGCCAGCAACAGCACGGGCGCCAGCAACAGCACGGGCGCCAGCAACAGCACGGGCGCCAGCAACAGCACGCCCAGCAUUACAAGCGGCAGCAAUAGCACUACGUCGGCCGGCAGUACUGGCACUGGUGGAAGCAGCACCGGCGUCAGCGGCGUUGCAAACACAACCACAUCGAGCACCGUUGGCAGCGGCGGCAGUAGCGGCAGCGGAACUGGAUCCGACACAACUGCCACCAGCGGCGGUGCAGCCAACAAUGCUACUACUAGCAGUGGUAGUGGAAGCGGAACCGGGAGCACCGGAAACGACGGAACCAUGGGGGAUACGACAACCCCCGAAAGCACCACUACUGGCAGCAGCAGCAGCAGCAGCAGCAGCAGCAGCAGCAGCAACACCAACAGCAGCAACAGCGUAAACCAUGGCGGCAACAGCAACGGUAGCGGGAAUGGGCAUGGUAACAACGGAAAUGGAGGUGACGGUGCAGCUGCUAGCAGCAGCAGCCCGCCGCCGCCGGCCUCCGUUGCGCCGUCCCAGCCCCAGUCGCAGCAGCAGCAGCAGGCCGCUUGUGCUCGUGACGGCGUCACGGCUGCCAGCGUGUCGGGCGACUGCGGCAAGCACCGAGUGCCUGUAACCUUCUCCUCCUCCUCCUCCUCCUCCUCCUCGUCCUCAGCAGCAGCAGCCCCCGCCUCCUCUGUCACUAUGUGUGCUGAGCCGGCGGCGUUCGCGGCGGAUACCGGCACGCUGCAACUGGCCCUGUGCUGGCGGGACUCGGACUUGCCGGCAUGGCUGCUACUGCCAUCUGGCGGCAGUAGCAACAGCAGCAACGCCGGUGCCACGCUCCGCGUGACGCUGCCUCGGCUGCAGCGCUACGGCAUCGCGUCCAUGGCGGCUGGCAGCUACAGCCUCAGCGUUGACGGCGGCGGCGUGGAGGCCGUGGGUGGCACCGUGCACGCCGCCGCUGCGGCGGCGGCGGCAGCGGCGGGAGGUGCCGCGGAUGUGCCGUUUGGGCCGCUACCGGGUGGGAGUACGGCCGACGCACUGGCAGUGCCGGCGGGCGGCGUGGAUGCACUGACGCUGUGGUUUGAGCUGCCAGCGGUUGCGUCGGCUGCGGCUUCAGGUGCCGCCAGCUCGUCGGUGCCGGCGACCAAGUCCUCGUCCUCGAGCAACGGCAACGGGGAGGGGAAUGGCAACAGCAGUGGCAACAAUGGCAACAAUGGCAAUGGCAAUGGCAAUGGCAGCAGUGGCAACAAUGGCAACAAUGGCAAUGGCAAUGGCAACAGCAACGGCAACGGCAACAGCAGUGGCAACGGCAAUGGCAAUGGCAAUGGCAAGGUUGACAACUCAACCAGUGGCAACAGUGGCAAUGGCAACGGCCAGGGGAACGGCAACAGUGGCGGCAAUGGCAACAGCAGUAGCAGCAGUGGCAACAGCAACGGUGCUGACAGUGGCAACGGUACCAACUCAACCGGUGGCAACGGCAACAGUGGCUCCAGCGCCUCCGAGCUGCUGCUCCCAGCCCGCACCAUCAGCGUUACGCUGACCGGCCCGCCGAACCCGCCCUCGCCCGCCGUCACCUGCAAAUGCUCACCCGCCGCCUCCGCCUACCCCGGCGGCGCCUGCCCUGCCGGCACCGCCCCGCUCACCGCCACCCUCACCUCCGCCUCCUCCCCCUCCACCGAGUCGCCUUCCUACGCCGUGUGUGUUGCGGCGCCGUCCUACGACCGCGUCUCGCGCCGCCUGGUCUUCUCCGCCUGUUGGCGCUAUGCCUGCCUGCCUGAUGCCUUCGCGCGCCAGCCCUACACGCUGACGUUGGGGCCGCUGGCCGCCGCCGCCGCCGGCACGCCACCGGCCGGUCACUACCGCCUGCACGGGUCCGUUCCGGCUGGCGUGGACAUGUCUCUCCAAUGGCUGCCCGCGAACGCCAGCAGUGCUACAGCCAGUGCUACGGCCGUCACUUCCGCCGAUGGUGGCGGCGCCGCGGCUGCUGCUGGCUGGCGGUCGGCGGCGGCGCUUGGCGGCGCGGGGCUGGACGAGGUGGCUGUGGCCGCCAGUGCCAUUGCAGUGGUUCUGCACGUGCCCUUUGACAUGGGCGUAGACGACUCAGCGGGCUCCCUCGAGCUCAAGUACCUCCACUCCACCUGCAACUUCGACGGCAGCAACAGCACCUCCAACCACAGUGUCGUCAUCGAGGCGGCUGACGGCGGCGGCGCCGUCAUGCUGCCCCAGCUGCCCGCCGCCGCCGCCGACAGCGCCGCCAACGCCACGCUGACGGUCGUGUCGCACACGUGGGUGCCGCGCCGCGUGGUGCGCACUGAUGCCGCCGCCGGCAGUAGCGGCGGCAGCAGUCACACGGUCGCGGAGCUGGAGGCUUCCGUCCGCAGUAGCCUCGAGGCCGCCGCCGGCUCUGGCGGCGGCGUGUCGGUGUCGGUGUCGGUGCAGGUGUCAGGCUACCGCGUGUCCAUCCCCAUCGGUCUGCAGGACUUUUCCGCCGUGCCCGACUGCGGCGCCGAGUCGCUGGCGCUGCUGCGCUCCCUGGCCGCCGCCGCCAGCCUGCCCGGCGGCGCCGCACUGCUGGGCGUCAGCUGCGCCUUCGCGGCCGUUGACGCCUCAGCCUCCGCAACUGGCAGUGGCGCGCGUCGGCGCAGCCUUAUGGCCACGACCACCGCCACCGGCACCAGCACGGCAUCGACCUGUGCGCCGCGCAUCUCCGUGCCUGUAACCCUCGACUCGUCCUCCACCGCCUCUGCCAUCCCCACCACCACCUCCGCACCCGACCUGGACACCCUGCUAUCCGCCUCCGUCGCUGCCCUGAGCUCCUCCUACAGCGGCAGCGCCGGCGCCGUGUGCCCCCUUGACCCCGCCUCGCCGGCCAUAGAGGUCGUCAGCAAGCUGUCCGUGUCCGUGACCAUGCCCGCCGCCAGAAUGGUGGCGGCGGCAGCGGCGGCAGGCGGCGACGCGGUGGCAUCCGCAUGCACGAGCGGCCCGGCUGCGCUGGCGGCGUCUCUGGGUCUCGGCACGGGGGAGGCGCAAGUCGUGGGCUGCGAGCUGUCGGCAGCAGUCGCGGGCCCCAUCACUGUCGUCACCGACCCACCCUCCAGCAGCGGCAGCGGGCCCGCCGGCGCCGCCGGGUCCGACGUCACCGCCGCCAGCCCCCAGCCCACCGGUGCCGCCGCCUCCAGCGGCCACAGUGGCGGCAGCGGCGGCACCAGUAGCGUCCUCGUCGGCGUUGCGGUGGCGGCGGGCGUCGCCGCCGCAGUCGUGGCGGCGGCCGCCGCCGUGCUCGUCACGCGCCGCCGGCAGGCCGCCCGCGCCGCCGCUGCCGAAAACGGCGAACCGCUCUCCGGUCGCUCGUCCAAGUACGACUGCCGCCGCCCUUCGCUGAGUGGCGGCGGCGUUGAGGUGUUUGAGCCGGACUCGGACGACAGUGCCGGGCAGGCCAUGCGUGACGCGGCCCUGGGCGCGAAGCGGCAGCGGCGUGUGAGCUACGGCGGCGGCGGCGUGAUGGGCGGCCGCGGCGACAGUGUGAAUAGCGGCGGCGGCGGCGGCUUCUUUGGGCGCGUCUCCAAGACUGUGUCUGCCAAGAACGGCAUGCGUGGCGUGUCCAACAGUGGCGCCAAGACGCCCUCCGCUCGCCCCUCGCUCUUCGGCACCGAUUCCCCGGGCGCCGGCCUGGAGGCCGCCUUCCUCUCCAUCGUCCCUGACGCUUACACCAUCGGCACCAACGACAACAGCAGAACCGUCAGCGACGUCGGCCCCAAGUCCGCGCCACCCACGCUCCAUCACGCCGCCCAAGUCAACACCUGGACGCCAACGGCGAUGGGCGGCGGCUGCAGUGCCGUGGCGGCGGCCAAGAGCCGCACCAGCCGCGCAAGCCGCGGCAGCGCCUCCGGCAGAGGUGCUGGCGCCGGCGCCGGUGCCGGCGUGCUGGGGAGCUUUACCCAAGGCUCUCAGUCCUGGUACCCCACGCCGUACGACGAAGAAGAUGAUGAUGACGGCGAGGGCCCUGGCGAUUAUUGCAGCAAUGGUGGUAAGGGCGCUGCCGGCGGCCGCGUGACGCGCGCGUCCCAGUCGCACACCGAGGGUGUCAGCCGCCGCACCGCUCGCAGCAGCGGCGCGCUGUUGGGCGCAGUGCUGUGCGCGCGUGUCAGCUACCCCGGCUGCACGCCGGACCUAGAUGACGACGGUGACGAGGGUGCCCAUGCGUCGGAGGACGAAGAGAUGCAAUCGGCCUCCGCGUCUGACUCCGACAACGGGUCGGAUCCGGCGGCCGAGGCGAUGGAGGUGGAGGUGCAGGUGGGUGCUGUGCGUGCCAGCGGCCUGUCCCUGACCGGCCGCUUCCGCCGCCUGCAGCCGAACCGCCACGGCACCGGCAGCGGUAGCGGAAGAGGCGCGCCACGCCGUGCCCGCAACGCCGGCGGCGCCGGCACGCGCGCGCACCACAGCGACGGCUGCGCUGUGUACGGCGGCGGCGGCGGCGCCGGCUUCCAUGACUUUUUCGGGCUGGAGGAGUUGGUGGGAGCUGAGGACCUGGCGGGCGUGAUGUGCUCCUUGCCGACGGCGCCGCCUGCCAGUGCCGCCGAGCGGCUGGCGGCGCGGCGCAGCAGCGCCAGCAGCAGUCAGACGCCGCUGACGGCGGCGGCUGCGGCAGCGGCGGCACGCCGGCGGUCGCGUACUGAGCACCCGGCCGUCGUCGCGGGAGUGGGAUGCGCCGGCGGUGCCGCCUCCGGUAGCAGCCCCUUCCUCCGCCGCAGUCACAACGCGGGUCUGCUGGGCUCCAACCCUUCGCACCCCGACGUCGAGGAGGUGGACGACGAGGGCGAGGGUGCGAUGCGGGCAGCUGGGGACCCGGCCGAGCGCCUGUUCACACGCGGCAGCUACGGCGCCCAACAGGGUGCUGCUGCUGGCGGCCCCUCGCGUACCGCCAGCGUGGCCAGCGCCUCUGCCGCUGGCUCGAGCGGCUCCGCCGCCUCCCAGCGCGUCUGGAUCUGCGCACCGCCGCUGCCGCCGGCCGCGGCAACCGUGGCAUUCAUCCUGCCCGGCGCCGGCGAUGCGGUGCAGGCCACGACGGCUGCGGAGCUGGCGGCGGCCGCAGCCGGCUGCGACAAGGACCGGGACCUCCUUCGUGUGCAGAGCCGCCGGCCGGGCUUUGUAGACCGCUCCGAGGGCGGCUGCCUGGCGGCCGCGGUGGCUUCGUCCGUCUGCAGCGCCGCCGCCGCCGCCAGCGGCUUCUCGCAUCAGGGCAGCGGCGCCGACACCGACGGCGCCGCCGCCGCUUACCGCCUUGAGGAUCUCGACGACUGUGGCGGUGGCGUCUCCGCCGCCAGCAGUGGCGGUGCCACCGCCGCUUCGCAACGGCGGCACAGCGCGCUGAACGCGGCGGCUCGUGUGGAGCCGCGACGCGGCGGCUUCACCCGAGCGCGCCGCCACAACUUGGUCGCCCCGUAUCUGGGCCCCGGCGGCCACGCGCCGCCGGCCUACAUUCCGCACAUGCCGCCGGGCGCCGCCGCCGUUGGGGGUGUCGUCGGCGGUGGCAGCGGUGCCGCAAGUAUCGGCAACAGCUUCACUGCUUGGUCCGCACCUGCCACCGCCGUCAACAGCCCCGGCGCCGGCGGCCGCCUCUUCGCUGAUGCUUCCGCCUGGGCCGGCGUCGUGGGCGCUGGCCGCCGCAGCAGCGCCGGCGCCGCCUUCGCCGUCGCUUCCGGCGGCGACAACAACGAUGAGGAUGACAGCUGCGCACUUUACGGCGACGACGGACGCUGGGAAGCGCACCGCCGGCUCGCGCCGCUUAGCGGCAGCGGCGCUGCUGCUGGCAUGCCGCGCUGCGCCGCCGGCCUGAACCUCAGCCGCGGCCCCAGCAGCCGCAGCCGUGACCGCGCACGCGACAGCCGCAACAGCGGUCCCGGCGACGAAGGCGAUGACGAGGCUGAGGCUGAGGCCGCCGCGGAGCUGGGCGGCGCGGCGGUGCUCGCGCCGCGGCGGCCGCGCCGCUGCAGCGGCGGCCCCGACGACGCGGCAGACGGCCCCGUCUUCAAUGCGUCGGCGUCCACUGCUGCAACCGUGUCCGCUUACAGAGGCGCCGGCCCAGACUCGCGGGAGCUCGACAGCGGCGGCAAGUGCACUAUCCGCCGCGCGCCCUUUGUGCUGGGCUCGGGAGCUCUGGAUGACGCCGAGGCGGCGGCGGCCACUGCGGCUGAGCGCGAGCGCGAGCGCCACGACGUCGGCGGCGACGGCGACGGCGCUAUGACGCCUUUGGUGGACGUGAUGAUAGCGGAGGCGGGCGUGGCGGAUGCCCUGGUAGGUGUGGACCGCUACCACCGGAUGCAGCGGCUGGUGGGGCCACACACACGGCCGCCGCCGCCGCACGCACGGCAGCCGUUGGUGUCGCACGCCGCUCUCGCGGCAGCGUCCGGGCUUGUGCCGGCGACGCCGGCAGCAGAUGCUUUUGCCAGCCCCGCCGCAAACUGGAGCAGCGGUGCCAGUGGCGGUGCGGCCGAGGCUGACGCCUCGUUGCCAGAACCGCUGUCCUCCGCCGCCCUGGCGGCGGUGGCGGCGCUUGAGGGCGCGGCGGUGGUGCUGCCUUGCGGCACGGGCGCAGCGGCGGCAGACGAGGCGCCGUCAGCGGUGGUGGGCGGCCGGGCCCACUUCCGCCUUCGCCGCAGCAAUGCCAGCAGCGUCUUGGCGUCGCGGCCACCGUCGCCGCCGCCAGAAGAGGUGCUGCUCCCGGCAGGCGAGGUGCAGCCCGCCGUCGCCGCUGGCGCCAUCGCCGCCUUCGGCGAUGGGGUGGUGUGCGCCGCUGACUUCGUGCUGACAGAGAGGCGGCCCGCGCCUGUGCCGGCUUCGAGAAGGAAGACAUGGGAUGAUGAGGAGGAGGACAUGGGCCCCAGCGCUACGCGGUACCUGCCGGCGCUGCCGCCGUCGCCCUCGCCGCCGCCGCUGCUGCUGGCGGAGCUGCCUGACGCCUCGGACCGCGGCAGCGCCGGCAGCUGCACCAUGGACGCCGCUGCGGCGGAGGCCGUGGCUGCCGCCGCGGCAGCGGCAGUCGGCGCCGCAGGCGGCGACCCCGGCGCAACCGGCGCCACCGGCGCCGGGCUUUUGGCCUCCAUUCACUCCGCCGACACGGCUGCUAGCAUGGAAGAGGUGGCGCCGGCGUUUGAGCUGCUGCGCGCCCGCCAGCCCAACCGCCACCCGCAUCACAGCCUGGCAGGCCUCACGCACGACGGCACUUCCGCCGCCUCCUCCGCUGCCUCCUCCAUGAACGGCCGGGGAGGGCUGGUGGACGCUGGCGUGAACGCCAACGCGGAGGGCGGCACGGCGCGGCUGGCGGCCUUGCGGCGGCUGGCAGUGGGGCCCUCGCGGCCCGCCUGGGGCCUCGUACAUGCGGGGGUUGGGCCGUUCAAGCGGAGCAACGCAAACGUGCACGCCGCGGCUGCGAGUGUCAACAACCGCAGCGCUGCCGCCGCGGCUGCGGCCGCCGCGGCCCUGGCCGCUGCCGGCGCGCAGCCCCUCUCGCCGCGCUCGUGCGCCCUGCAUGAGGCGGAGGUCGCUCGCGCGGCGCACGCGGCGCGAGGCGCGUCCGCCGGUGCGGCCGCCGUGCUGGCGGCGCCCGGCGCCGUCAGUGACGGCGGCGGCUUCAGCCCGCGCGGUGGCGGCCCUCGCGGCCCCCUGCCGCGCCUGCUCAGUCGCAACUCUACCGGCGGGCUGUCAAUUCAGGCAUCGGACGCGUCGGGGCCCUUCAUUCAUCUGGUGAGGGAUGUUGGUGUGCUCAGUCCGCGGCCUUCCGGCGCGCACCGGGCGAGCCUGGAUAUGUGAUAAAGGGAGUCGAAGCACGGGGAUCGGUUUUCAAGAUAUGCGAUCAAGACGUAGCUCACAAAUGUCAUCUUCUGACUCUCUUAAAAGCUGGUGGGCGUUGCGCAGUGACGCUGCCCAAGUGGGUUGCACCUACCGUAUUUGUACGGUCUGAAGAAGUGGUCGAAACUCGCGACUAUAUGGAACGAAGAACCGCUUGGACGUUAUGGCCAAGUGUAGGUUGUCGCUGGUGUGAAUGAAGACCAUGAGGCGAUAGGACGAGAAAGAACAGCCCGGUACGAGGUGGAUGGGCAUCAAGUAAGCUUGCAUCAGUGGCACGGCUGCACGUGUGUCGUUGAAUAAAUGGUGAGGCGGCAUUACUUCUAGCGGCCUAGGAGACAGCAAGCACAAACCAGUGCAUGGGUGUUAUGUGCGUGCAUGCUUCGGCCACAAGAAGUUACAGCGCACAACGUUGGCGCUGCUGGAGAGGCCAUAUUCACCCAUCCUGUCAUAGUAUUCUUAUGGGUUGACGUAGGACGCCUGUGACCUAGCCUCGGUAUCCGCAUGGCGGUGCAAGCAUCAAGUGCACCGGCUAAUAAUCCUUUCCAUGAGAAUGUUGCUGAGUGGCGAUUGGCGAUCUGGGCUGCAUUGCAACGAAUUGAACGAGUCAAACGUUGGGCAAGCACGACAGGUGUUCCAAGGGCUUUACUGGGUGUCAAAUAAAGCCAUGUGCACUCCAUCCAGACUUGACGCUGCUGGCGUUUUUCAUCUGUGGAUUUCAAUCUGACUCGAUGGUUAGUAUGUGGUGUGGCUUGGCGCGGUUCUGCCUGACCGUGCAGGUGUGGGAUGCGCAAAGCGCCUCGUAGUGACGGCGCGCGCGGCUGGGCGCGCUGAUGUCUUCGCCGUUGCGCUCAAUGCGGCAACAAGCAAUAGUGAUCUAGGACACAAUAAAAGAUUCCCUGGAGCGGACGGGAUGGUGCUGAGGCGGCGCGAGGCGGCAACCUGCGUGAAAGGAUGCACCGACGCAGGCGUGUGGCAGGAUAUGCUUUAUUCAUACGUUGUACUGGUCGCUUGGAUGAAUCCCGCAAAUUUUCGAGAGCGCCGUCAAUAAAGGGCCGCCAAGGCCGGACGAAAGGUCACUGAAGUCGCCUCGCGCGGGCGUGCAAUGUGAGUGGAUGCUAGGGCGUGCCAGCGCUAUGAGCUUGGGUUGCAUGUGCAAUCAUAUCUUUAUUUCGACUGAUGUGAGUGCUGUCGCCUUUGUCAGUCCCUUGUUAGACAGUUUCAUUAACUCAAACGUGCUCUGCGCGCGGCAGUUGCUGCUGCAUGCCUAGACCUGACUGACAAGCGCGCUUGGGUGUUACCUGGCUGGCACAGGUUUUGCCGCAAUGUAACGCUUGGCGCGCGCAUGCGGCUUUUGGCCAAAUUGGAUUGAAGCAGGUGGUGGACGCCAGUCGCUGUGGGGUGGAGUAGGUCCGGCAGCAAUCGCAGCACGGCAGGGCCCUGACAGGUGUGUGCCUUAUGUUCAUCAUAAGGUGUGGUAUUGUGGAAUAAUGUUGAGAGCGCACGAACACUGUACGGCCUGCGAGGUUAUGGUACAAGCUGCCGCUGGCAGAGUGCAGGCACCAGUGGCUAUGAACAUGCUGUUACCAAGGACAUCCUUAUAAUGUUUGCAAUCGGCGGGUCCUAAUCGGCCGAAGCGAGAAGCAAUCUCACGCGUCCAUGGACUUUCGCGAGGUCGCGGGGCCCUGCGCCGUGGCGGUGGCUGCAGCGGCCCUGGGCCAGAAGUGGCGGCGUGCAUUGCGUAGCCGAGGGGGCAGGCAAGGCCACGUGGAGGAGGAGAGCACGGCGCCGCGGGCAGUGCGCAGGUUGAGGCCCGGCCUGUGCCUGGUCAGCAGCCUUUGCAGGCGAGCAUAGUAUGGCACGGUGUGUGGUGGAUAACUGCUGUUGGGUUUGUUGCCUGUUUUGUUUGUGCUUGACAGCGGGAUGUGGCUGGACACAUGGCGGGCCGUGCCUGUACAAACCGACCCCGGCUAUGUCCGAGAGAUGAGGUAGACGCUUGCGGCCUCAGACGGGAGACGUGGAGGUGGGCGCAGCCCACUUUUACCUUCAGAGGGAAAACCACUUUCUUGUCACGUCCUUGUAAUUUUGUGACCUG